UCCCACCCAGCAUGGCCUGCCCCUACCUUACCGAACCGCAGCAAGCAGGACCGAGAGUUAUUGAGGCUCGUUUGCAACUUCAAAGCACCGCAGGCUGUGAAAACUGGAGGGAGAGAGAGAGAGAGAGAGAGACAGAAAUUAAGUCAACCGGACGAACAUGUUUGCCCAACUCCUCCUGCGCGGCGCUUUCCUCUUUGGAAUGGUCAUUUCCAGUCCUGUCCCAAAGAAGCUUUUUGGAGAGAUCCGGUCCCCCAAUUACCCCAAGCCGUAUCCAAACAACAACAUCAGCACGUGGAACAUUGACGUGCCAAAGGGCUUCAAAGUGAAGCUGAAGUUCUGGCAGUUCGAUUUGGAGCCGUCUGAGGCUUGUUUGUAUGACUAUGUCAAGAUCACAGCAGAUAAGAGAGACUUGGGCCGGUUCUGUGGCCAGGUGGGCUCAGCCGCUGGCAACCAUCCUGGAAGCAGAGAGUUUGUGUCCUCAGGGAACCGGAUGCAGCUGUCUUUCCACUCGGACUUCUCCAAUGAAGAAAAUGGCCAGCUUGUCUUCUACAAGGGCUUCCUGGCCUAUUAUCAAGCUGUUGAUUUGGACGAGUGCGCCCAAGGAAAUAGCAUCGAAGGAGAGCAGGGACCCCGGUGCCAGCACCUCUGCCACAACUACGUGGGGGGCUAUUUCUGCUCUUGCCAUCCUGGCUCCCGUCUCCAGAGUGACCAGCACUCCUGUAAAGUGGACUGCAGCAAUGAGCUGUUCACGGAGCUCUCUGGAUAUGUGUCAAGCCCUGGGUACCCCAGGCCCUACCCACCAGGCCUCCAGUGCAACUACAGCAUACGAGUGGAAAAGGGGCUGAUCAUCACACUCAAAUUUCUGCCACCCUUUGAAAUCGAGGAUCAUCAGCAAGUCCGCUGCCCUUAUGACCUGCUCAAGGUCCAGGUUGGGAGUGAAGAGAUCAGGGAAUUCUGUGGCAGAAGGCUCCCAGACAGCAUUGAAACUAACAGCUCAUCGGUGGACCUCCUUUUCUUCACAGACGAGUCAGGGUUCGGCCGUGGGUGGAAGAUCCACUACAGCACAGCAAGGAUCCGAUGCCCACAGCCUGUGCCAAACGACAAGUUCACCAUCAUCAAAGACCCACAGUCUGUCUAUCAGUUCCAGGACUACUUCAUUGUCAGCUGCCAGACAGGUUAUAAUCUAAUGGAGCAGGGAGAUGAGCGCCUGCUGUCUUUCACUGCCGUCUGCCAGGAUGACGGGACCUGGCACCGCCCCAUGCCCCGGUGUCAAAUUGUGAACUGUGGUGAGCCUAAGGUUCUGACCAAUGGGAUCAUUGAGCAUGUCUCCAGUCCAAGGGAUAACAACUACCAGUCGAUUGUCAGAUACCGCUGCAACGAGCCCUACUAUCACAUGGUCGCCCGCAGUGGGACAGGUGAAUAUGCUUGCUCUGCUAAGGGCUUCUGGAAGAACAAAGAUGAUAACGAGGACAUCCCAGUAUGUCUGCCAGUGUGUGGAAACCCGGAUAAUCCUGUCGAGCAAGUCCAGCGGAUUAUUGGUGGUAGCACAGCUCAGCCGGGCAACUUCCCGUGGCAAGCCAAGACCGUCAUCUCUGGGGCUGGGCGUGCUGGAGGGGCAUUGCUGGGUGAUCGCUGGAUCCUGACAGCCGCCCACACCGUGUACCCCAAGGGGCGAACCGAAUUUGAGGAGAGGAAGAGUCUCCAAGAGGUGGCUGAGAAGGCAGAAGUCUUCCUGGGCCAUGUAAAUGUGACCGAGCUCCACAUGCUGGGCAACCGGCCUGUCCUCAGGCUCUUUGUGCAUCCAGACUAUAACCCUGACAAUGAACAAGACUUUGACGGAGACAUCGCGCUGAUAGAACUGCGAGACCCCGUGACUCUUGGCCCCGACAUGCUGCCCAUCUGCCUUCCGGAUCCACGAAACACCUCCUUCUAUGUCCGGGGGCGGAUGGGCUAUGCCAGUGGCUUCGGUGUGGAGAAGCACAUCCUCUCCGACAGACUGAAGUACGCAGCGAUCCCCAUGGGUGACCGGGACACCUGUCGGGAAUGGCUGAAAGGGAAGAAGAUCCGUGGGAAAAACCCAGUUUUCACAACCAAUAUGUUUUGUGCAGGGUCUCCUCGGGAAGGGAAAGACACCUGUCAAGGGGACAGCGGGGGGGCCUACACCGUGCUUGACCCAGAGACUGGGCGCUGGGUGGCCACUGGCAUAGUCUCUUGGGGCCUUGAAUGUGGCAAAGGGUAUGGCUUUUACACUAAAAUAAUAAACUAUCUGGACUGGAUCAAGGGCAUUGUGGGGCAGGAUUGGGUCUGAAGGCCUCUGUGGCUCAGCAGCGCCAUAUAGCCAGCCUUCCAACAGAUAUUGGGGGAUAUAUACUUAUGAAGCAGGGCUGUCAAACUAAUUCCAGACAAGUAAAUAAUGCAUUUAAAUAAAUUUGCAUAUUAUCAUAACCUCAGUGUAGGUACCUUUUUGACAUGUUGUAUGGAGUAUAAGAUUAUUUGUAGUUUAUUGAAUGAAAGCUACCAUUCAUUUUUAAAAGCAUAGAUGCUUUUAUUGGUUUUCUUUGUCAAUUCCCUAUUACAAUAAUGCACCCAAACCAAAAUAGGCCAUAACUCUCUAUUCUACCUGUUAAAAUUGUGCAUACCACUUAAUAGACUAAAGCUUUAGGUGACCAAUCCACCAAUUACACCAGCAAAAUUUUCAGCUCAUCUUUGCACUCAUAGUUCUUGUUAUACAUUGGUGUACUGUAUGCUUUAGCAAUGUUGCAAACAUUUUUCUCCCUCUGUUCAAGAAGGAUUUUAUUUUCUUGUGGUUAGUUAGGCAAUUGAACAUGUUACAAGGGCCUUAAAAUAAACCAGGCAGAAAUGGAUUACA
This is a messenger RNA of Eublepharis macularius, 2869 nucleotides long. RefSeq names its product complement C1r (gene C1R). Gene Ontology annotation, biological process: complement activation; zymogen activation. The record is from RefSeq and is a predicted model, not a curated record. Bases 158 to 2308 code for a protein of 716 amino acids. The transcript is spliced from 11 exons. Gene Ontology annotation, cellular component: extracellular region; blood microparticle. Gene Ontology annotation, molecular function: serine-type endopeptidase activity; calcium ion binding. Lineage: Eukaryota; Metazoa; Chordata; Lepidosauria; Squamata; Eublepharidae.